CUGAGUUCCGAGGGCAAUUUGAACUAAUUUAGUACGAAUUUAGUAUCGGUUAUAAACUCAUGUUUAUCUCUGGCUUCGAUUGACCGUUACAGUAAGGUGUAAAGUUGAAACAAUGGCAGGUUCGGGUAUUGAGCACUAUUUAUUUGACAUUGUGCAGUCAGACAGUGUCAACACAAUGGCAAAGCUGGCAGCGCUCUCAGUCCUAAAGAGUAUGAUAGAAAAAGACAGUAAACUUCAGGACAAAUGUUUGGAGAAGGAGUGUGUUACAGUGCUGAUGGCAGCUCUAGAAACUGGCUUGGAGGAGAAUGAUGAUCCAUCCCAUAUUGUGUAUAUUUCAGUUGCCAUGGAAAUCAUUUUCAUACUUUCCCAACGGCCUAUUUGCUCCAUACAGACUCUGGUCACUGAAGAAGUUAUAAGGAUGUUUUUGGAGUAUGUAAAUCCAUCAGGACAGUUUUAUAUGUUUCCAAACAAUUUGAAACAGGUGCUUGCAGAUUUAUGUGAGAAAAAACACAUGAUUGGCAAGGUGAAGGUCGUUACCAUGGCAACUGAGCCCAUUGAGUACAUUCACAGACACACAAAGAAUAAGUUUAAAAGGUUCCAGUGUAUCCCAGAUAAACUGAAGGUCUGUGAUGUGUAUAACACGGAGGGGGAGACUGAUGUCUGUAUCACAGAUCACCUUAUACAUAACCAUCGGGCCUGGCCAGGAGCGUUUCCUUUUGACAGUUCCUCCAAUGACCCUGAUGACCAAUGGAAGGACAUCUUGGUCACACAAGUGCUUGAUGGCGGCAUGUUUUGGGCACAGGUUGGAGAAUCAUGCAUCAAGAAAGUCAUAAUGAUCCAGCAAGAAUUGAACAAUGGUCACCCCCUCGUAAAGAGACAUCUACCACGGGGCGGUCAUGUUGUUGCUGUAGAAACAAAUAUUCUUGGGGAAACCUGUUUCAUUAGAGCACAGGUGAUGUCCCUAGGUGUAAGCAGUUUGGAGAUGUUUGCAGUUGACUAUGGUUACGUGCUGCGGGUGCCUGAAGCUGCCAUUUACUCUCUUCCGGACAGUCUUAGCCUGAAAUCUCAGCCUAGGAAAAUUUCUUUGUGUGCCCUUUCAGGUAUAGCCCCAGCCCCAUAUGAUGAAAGCCUUACUCAGAAUGCACUUGCAAUACUGGCCAACUUAUGUCGUCAGAGUCUUCCCGCAGGUCAGAUGUUUGGCUCGAUGGAUGGUCUUGCCAUAUUAAAGCAGGUGCUAGUAGGUUCCCCAUGUGUGCCUGUGCGAACUCAAGCCCUAACCCUCCUACAUAACCUUACUACAAACUACCGUCUGGCCGAAACGAUCACUCAACUGGAUUUUAUACAGAUACUCCUAGAUAUUCUUCGAAGCUACACAGAUCACCAUGAUGUUGAAGUGUUCAGGGAAAACACAGAAGAUCGUGUGCUCAUAGCUCGAUGUAUUAUGAGUCUCAGCAACAUGAUGCAUUGCUUGCCAGAAAAUAGGGGAGUCUUCUACAAGAAACAUGGUCUGGAGCUGAUACUGCAGAUUAUCCGCAGUGUUAGCACAAAGAACAUGCUGUAUACCAUGGCAACCAAACUGCUCAAGGUGUUUGUUGGCAGAGCAACCCUCAGUAUGUCUCACAGCAGAGAUUUUGGGCGACAAAACAGUGGUCCGGAAGCCUCUGGUCAAGCUGUCCACAAGUCAAGCACCCAGAGUUCAUUGGAUGAGCAGGAUGAGUACUUUGAAGAUUCUGAUAUUGAGGAAGAUUUUACAAGCAGCUUAGAGCAUGCUGGCAGUCAGAGCGGCGGUGAUUUGAAGUACGUUCUUGGCCAACGUAUGAGGAUCGAAGACGACGACACACAUGAACUGUAUUCAAGUAAAAAAGCAAAGGAUAUAAAACGGGAGGAGCUUGCUAAACAUGUUUGUGGGAUGCUUAAUAGAGGCUUUGGAGGGACCAUUUAUUGUGGCCUUGGAAAAGACAGUCAAGUCCUUGGGCUUGAACUGUCUAGGGAUGAGAAGGACCAGUUUCGCCUUGGAAUUGAUCAGAUGAUGGUUGACUGGAUCGAACCAGUUCUCUUCCACUCGCAGUUUGAGUUUAGUGCUUGUCCAGUAUAUGAUCCCAACACACAAGAACUUAUUCAAGACCUAUUUGUUAUUGAAAUUCAAGUCAAGUCAAGUAUCGGGUGUGUAUACAUGAUUAAGAAUGGGGGCUGUUACUGGAGAUACGAGGGUAGCACAGUUCUCAUUUCUAGACAGGAGCUGCGACAGAUUGUGAGUCUGGAAGAGGAACGAAUCUACAAUGCUGAGAUUCGCAGACUCCAAGCCAUUAAAGACAGACUUGUCCAAAAAUUGACAGUUAAAUGACAUGUGCAUGACAAAAGUUGGAAGAAUUAAAAAAAUCACAACAGAAUGACAGGAGUAUUUUGAAAGUUGGUUAACAUAUUUACCACAAAAUGACCAGGGUAUUGUCAAAAAUUUCCCAGUUGGUUGAAAGAUAGCAAACAUGUGUAUAUGUUUUAUAAAGUGUUUGAAUCAGUCUAGUCAAAAAACACUAAGUGUUGUCUGUCUCCUGGUGUACCAGUAAUCAGUUACAUAAAAAUAGGAAGAAAAAAAUAUUGAACAUGUGUACAUCUGGGUAAUCAGUUACAUAAAAAUAUUGUACACGUGUACAUCUGGGUAAUCAUUUACCUAAAAAUAUGAAGAAAAACAAAUUGAACAUGUGUACAUCUUUAUCAUCAGUUACCUAAAAAUGUUAAGAAAAAGAUAUUGAACACUUUUACAUCUGGAUAAUCAUUUACUUAAAAAAAUCAAGAAAAAAAUAUUGAACAUGUGUACUUCUGUUUAAUAAGUGUUUGAAAUAAUCUAAUCUAAAAUCACAAUGCUGCCUGUCUGCUAUUGUAAACUACAUGAAAUAAAAACCUCAAAGUGAAUUUUUCUUGUUUGACCAUUUGUACAGCUGUAAAGUGUUUGAAAUAGUCUAAUCUAAAAACUCAAAAUUCUGCCUGUCUCCUUGUGUAAACUACCUCAAAAUAAACUACCUCAAAAUAGAAAACCUCAAAAUACAAUUUUACUUGUUUGAACAUGUGUUCAGUUGUUUUAACAGAACAGAACAAAACAUUGAUUUGAAUGUUAAUUGUACCCCAUUUUUAUUGGGAUUAGCUUUUUCAAUGCUUUAUUACAUUUCUUGUUUUCUAUACUAG
This is a messenger RNA of Mya arenaria, 3180 nucleotides long. RefSeq lists its product as uncharacterized. Bases 113 to 2344 code for a protein of 743 amino acids. The record is from RefSeq and is a predicted model, not a curated record. NCBI's taxonomy places the organism in Eukaryota, Metazoa, Mollusca, Bivalvia, Myida, Myidae. The transcript has 16 exons.